AUGGCGCCCGUGUGCACGCUGCUGGUGUGGGCGGCGCAGCGCCGCGGCCACGUGCUGGCCGACUCGCUUACCUUCCCCGUCAAUGGCAUCUCGCGCAACAACUUUACGGUGUCGAUCAACAACCGCAAGCACCGCAGCGGCGAGCGCGUGGAGGUGGCCGUGUACGGCGAGCCCGGCGCCUACGUGGGCCUGUCUGCCAUCGACGACGCCUUCUACACCAUGCAGGCCGGCAACGAGCUCACCUACGCCAAGGUGAUUUCGAAAAUGUCGCACUUCGACGAAGCAACUAACGGCACGUUUUCGUAUACGUUCCGCUCGCACUUUGGCGACCCAGAUGAACUCGUCUACUUCCCCUCAUCCAGCUUCGGCAUCGACGCGAACAGGACUUUUGAGUACGCGGGGCUGGUGGUGUUCAGUGACGUGGAGCUGACGCGGCGGCCCGGCAGCUGCGCGGCGGCGCAGGGGCUGGCCGAGUGCCUGGACGGCGGCUGCUUCCCGCUGGACAAGCGCUGCGACGGCGUCGCCGACUGCGCCGACCGCACCGACGAGGCCGGCUGCUCACACGACGACUCGCGGUCGCUGCAGCACUUCCGCAAGUUCCGGUUCAACCGCGUGCUGCGGCAGUACGAGAACGCGUGGCUGUGGCGCGACGUGAACAUCGGGCCGCACGGCCGCUUCGUGUUCACCGCGGACGUGCCGCAGGCGCCGGCGCGCUGGACGCUCUCCGCCUUCAGCAUGUCGCCCAGCUCCGGCCUGGCCGUGCUGCCCAAGCCCGUGCGGUAUGAUGGUGUGCUGCCAUUCUUCAUCAAAGUGGAAGGCCCGGAUCGCUGCAAGCAGGGCGAGCAGCUCGGUCUCCGCGUCGUGGUGUUCAACUAUCAGCCGCAGGACAUCGAAGCCAUCGUCGUGCUGGCCGCCUCGCCCGACUACAAGUUUGUGCAUGUCGAGGAAAACGGAUUUGUGCGGUCGUACAACCCGCGCACGUCGUUCGGCGAGCAUCAGUUCUUCGUGUACAUCAGCGCGGGGGACGCCGCCACCGUGUACGUGCCCGUGGUGCCGGCGCGCCUGGGCAAAAUGCGCGUGCGUCUGCACGCCUCCACGCUCAUGGGCCAGCACCACUACGUCAAGGACAUCCUCGUCGAGGCGGACGGAAUACCACAGUAUCGUCACCAGUCAGUGCUCCUGGACCUGUCGAAUCGCGCCUAUGUGUUCCAGUACAUGCACGUGAAUGUUACGGAAACGCCCAUUAUUCCGUACGAAGUGGACCGUUACUACGUGUACGGGUCGAAUAAAGCGCGAGUUACAGUCGUCGGAGAUGUGGUGGGGCCGCUGUUCCCGACUAUGCCUGUUAACGCCACCAGUUUGCUCGACUUACCUAUGGACUCGGCGGAGCAGAACAUGUUCAGCUUCGCGGCCAACAUGUACCUGACGCUGUACAUGCGGCUCACCAAUCAGCGCAACCGCACGCUGGAACGCGACGCCUUCGCACACAUGAAUGUGCUGUACCAGCGCCAGCUCUCCUUCAUGAAGCCCGACGGCUCCUUCAGCCUGUUCCGCAGCGACUGGAAUCAAUCGGCUUCGAGUGUGUGGCUGACAUCAUUUUGCGCCAAAAUAUUGCAAGAAGCAUCCUUCAACGAAUGGGAGAAUUAUAUCUACAUUGACCCUGAUCUAAUCUCGAUGGCGGUGUCCUGGAUAUUGGAGCAUCAGACCCCGGAAGGUGCGUUCUACGAGGUGACGUGGUCACCUGAUCGCAACGCCAACUCUUCUAUCUCCGUACCCGCAAAUUCUGGACUGUUCCGUGGACCAGCUGGACACCUGGGUGUAGAGGUGAACGACACCAUUAUACUGCAACGUAACGUCACACUUACGGCCCAGGUCGUCGUCACCUUGGAAUCUGUCAAGAGUCUGAAGGACAUCGGAUUUAGAGAGGGUCUGAGCGCGCGUGUGGCGCAGGCACAGCGCAACGGGAUCUUGUGGCUGGAAAAGAACCUGAAGCUACUGCAGGAGUACGGCUCGCCCUACUCGCUGGCGCUGGUCGCCUACGCGCUCACCUUCAGCAAGGCGCCCAGCUCCGAGCACGCCUUCCGACUGCUCAAGCGGAAGCAGCGUUCCGAAGGUGGACUGGUGUACUGGGGCAUCGAGCCGGUGCCGCAGCCGCCGUUCAAGAUGGAGAACCAGAAGCCGUUCCUGCUGCCGCGGCUGCCGUACAAGUACGACUCCAACAACAUCGCGGCCACCGCCUACGCGCUGCUCACCUGCAUGGACCACCAGGACAACAACGAGCCCAUUGUCAUGUGGCUCAAUGCACAGAGGCUGAAGGACGGCGGCUGGGCUUCCACGCAGGACACUUACAUCGCUCUGCGCGCCCUCAUCGAAUACACGAACCGCAAACGUCUGCGCGACGUGAGCGCGCUCACCGUGGGCGUGGAUGCCGUGGCGCUGCGGGGGCAAACGCGCACGCUCACGUUGCGCAACGACAACCUGGCGCUCAUGCACAGCAUAGAGAUUCCGGAGGCGGGGGGCACAGUGAAGGUGACUGCUCGAGGCGCGGGGUACGCGCUGCUGCAGCUGUCGGUGCAGUACAACGUGGACGUGCCGCGUUUCCAGACGCCGCCCCCACUGCGCGCCUUUGAGCUGCGCACGCAGGCUAGCUUCUACGGGCGGAAUCAGUCGCACGUCGACUAUCGCAGCUGCGCCAGCUGGACGCUGGUUUCGGAGUCGGAGCGGUCGGGCAUGGCGGUGCUGGAGGUGGGCGUGCCCACGGGCUACAUGAUCCAGCAGCAGCGGCUCGACGCCUACGUGCUGUCGCGCACCGUGCCCACGCUGCAGCGCGCCAAGUUCCAGCCAGACAAACUGCUCUUCUACUUCGACUACCUGGACAAGGAGCCCACGUGCGUAAACUUCACGAUCGAGCGGUGGUUCCCCGUGGCGAACAUGUCACGGUACUUGCCAAUACGAGUCUACGACUUCUAUGCACCAGAGCGGUUCAACGAGACGAUCUUCGACGCGCUGCCGACUUACCUGCUGAACAUCUGCGAGGUGUGCGGCUCCUCGCAGUGCCCGUACUGCGCCAUCUACAACGCGGCCGCGCGCCCCGCCGCCGGCGCCGUCCUGCUCGCACUCGCCGCCGUGCUGCUCGCACGUUUCGCACAACCACUCCGGCAAACGCACUAG
Molecule: messenger RNA, 3171 nt
Organism: Parnassius apollo (apollo)
Lineage: Eukaryota; Metazoa; Arthropoda; Insecta; Lepidoptera; Papilionidae
Source: the annotation of a GenBank genome assembly